Molecule: messenger RNA, 573 nt
Organism: Striga asiatica
Lineage: Eukaryota; Viridiplantae; Streptophyta; Magnoliopsida; Lamiales; Orobanchaceae
Source: the annotation of a GenBank genome assembly
AUGUCUUCUAAAGGCUUACCGGAAUCAAAUGGGUAUAUUUUUGUCGAGGCCAAUGGUGGUCUAAAUCAGCAGAGAACAUCAAUAUGCAACGCUGUGGCAGUGGCAGGCUACCUCAAUGCAACUCUUGUCAUUCUAAACUUUCACUUUCACAGCAUUUGGAGAGAUCAAAGCAAAUUUGGUGAUAUUUAUGAUGAAGAUUUCUUUAUAAAAACACUAGAAAAUGAUGUGCGGAUAGUUAGAACAAUUUCGGGCCACAUAAUGGAGAGGUUUGACUAUAAUAUGAGCAACGUUCACAACUUCAGGAUAAAAGCAUGGUCAUCUGUCAAGUACUACACUGACACAGUUCUUCCAAAACUACUAGAAGAAAAGAUUAUAAGAAUUUCUCCAUUUGCAAUAUCGCACUACGGGUCUAGAACGCUGGGCUGUUAUAGUGGUAUCAGAGCCAGUACCCGGGCCAUGUGCCAGCGAGGACGCUGGGCCCCUGUGAGGGGGGUGGAUGUAAUAUCCCACAUCGGUUGUGAAGGAGAACGAAGCAUGCCAUAUAAGUGGCUGUGGAUACCUUCACUAGUGUGA